This is a messenger RNA of Benincasa hispida (wax gourd), 1033 nucleotides long. RefSeq lists its product as uncharacterized. The record is from RefSeq and is a predicted model, not a curated record. Lineage: Eukaryota; Viridiplantae; Streptophyta; Magnoliopsida; Cucurbitales; Cucurbitaceae.
UAAUUAGCGAAGUUUUGAUUGAUACUUUUCAUUUUCGGUUUCAUCUACAUUUAUUAUUAUUAUUAUUAUUAUCAUGUUCUCAAGGAAUUCGAAGAAUAGAGAUUAGAUUAUCUUCUGUGUAAGAAGAAGGAAGACGAGAGGAAGAAGAUUGUUUCUUCUGAUAAAACCUCUAAAUUAAAACGCAAAAAUUAGAAGGGAAAAAAAAACCAUUAUGGUUUCAGACUCCAAACCCACUCUUUCGAAGCUCAAACCUGAUGGCGGCUCCAGGUUAAAGCUUGAAUCCUCUGAUCAUAAGAAGAAGAUUGACAGCUCCAUCAAGAACUCAAUUUCCUCUUCUAAGCACAAAUCCAUCUCUCUUGUCACCAAAUCCGAGGUAAAGUCAAAGACAAUUUCGAGUUCUUCAAAGACGACAACAAAAACUACAACAACUACUACUACUGCUAAAGUGAGAGAAAAGAAAGUGUUUAAUUUGCCUGGUCAGAAAUAUGAUCCACCUGAAGAGAGAGAGCCGCUUCGGAUAUUUUACGAGUCCUUGUCGAAACAGAUACCAGCAAGUGAAAUGGCAGAGUUUUGGAUGAUGGAGCAUGGCAUGUUAUCUCCCGAAAAGGCUAAAAAGGCGUAUGACAAGAAACUGAGAAGACAAAAGGAACAGAGAACCGGGACACCAAUUAAAUCAGCAAAACCACCGAGCAGACCAGAGAGUUCACAGAAGCCACAACAGCCAUCUAAGAAUGGCGAUAUGAAAGCAAAGAAAAAGAUCAUGAAUGAUAGCGACGACGAUGACGACUUCAUUUUAAGCCCCAAGAGAAGAAAAAUGUAGGAAAAACACACCCACGCCUGCCCUUGUUUUUUCUAUUAGCAUACUUUUCGAGGAAUUACUUGAUUACAAUUUCCUUAGAGUUUAACUGCAAAACUACAGAGAUGAUCAUAACCCAACAGUAUUUACCAGGACAUUCUUUUAUGCUCGAUAACCUGUGUAUGAACAAUAAUUUAAGGAGAGACAAGUUUUAUGGUUCAAAUCCUUUUCAUAUAA